GUCUCUUCCUCACGGUAUCGCUAGCUCAGAUCAGCUGGUACGGCACUAGACCCUAGACUUUCACCCAAUCUCCGGUCUCCUCACCACCGGCGGCGCCGAUUCCGACAUCAAGCCAGGGCUGAAGUGUGCAUCUGCUGCGUUCAGCGGUCGUCGGUUGAUUUAUACUCCAAUAAACCAUCUCUGAAUCUCUAGCGGCAGGCCGGGUAGAAGCCUAACCAAGCUUUCAAGUAGAUCCACCACUGGGCAUAGAAAUGGAAGAAGACGGAUAUUCAGCAUCAAAGCUGUUCAACCAAGGUUAUUCCUACACUUACGAUGACCUUAUCUUCCUUCCUCACUUUAUCGACUUCCCAACCGAAGCAGUUUCCCUUUCUACUAAGCUUUCAAAGAAUGUUCCUCUCCAUAUUCCUUGCGUUUCUUCUCCUAUGGACACUGUUACUGAGUCUUACAUGGCUUCCGCUAUGGCCGCUCUCGGUGGUAUCGGGAUUAUUCACUGUAAUCUCUCUCCUUCUCUUCAAGCUCACUUGGUUACUUCCGCUAAGUCACGCCGUGUUCCUCUUUUAUCAACUCCUGUUUUCAGCUCUCCUGAUUCCAGGAUUACCCAUCACUUUGAAGAUCACUCUCUGCCCUGUGUUUUAGUUACUCAGUCAGGUACUGCUGACUCCAAGCUCAUAGGCUAUGUACUCAAGUCUGAUUGGAUGGGUUUAACUGAUAAAGAAACUAAAUUGAUGGAUUUUAUGCAUACCACCAAUAACCCUAAUGUUUGUGUUCCUUGGAGUUAUGAGCUCCACGACAUUGAUGCCUUUCUCAAACAAGAAAACCAAGAUUUUGCCAUUCUUCAGAAGGAAGGAGGAGAGGCAGUGGAUGUCAUUUCCAAGGAAGAAGUCGAGAGGGUCAAAGGAUAUCCCAAGUUAACCAAAGGAUCCGUGGGUUCCGAUGGCAAGUGGAUGGUCGGGGCAUCUAUUGGUACCCGGGAAUCUGAUAAGGAGAGAUUGGAGCAUUUGGUUAAAGCCGGGAUAAACGCCGUGGUUUUGGAUAGUUCACAAGGCAACUCCACUUACCAAAUUGAAAUGAUCAAGUAUAUUAAGACAACAUAUUCUGAGUUGGAUGUAAUUGGUGGUAAUGUGGUAACUGUAAAUCAGGCACAUAAUCUGAUCAAGGCAGGCGUAGAUGGAUUGAGAGUUGGAAUGGGGUCUGGCUCUAUUUGCACCACCCAGGAGGUUUGUGCAGUUGGUAGAGGACAGGCUACUGCUGUGUACAAGGUUUCAUCUGUAGCGGCACAAAGUGGUGUUCCUGUUAUUGCCGAUGGCGGCAUUUCAAAUUCAGGUCAUAUUGUCAAGGCUUUAUCACUGGGUGCAUCUACUGUAAUGAUGGGAGGGUUUUUAGCAGGAAGCACUGAAGCCCCUGGAGCUUAUGUGUGUCAGAAUGGUAGUCGGAUAAAAACAUAUCGGGGCAUGGGGUCUUUAGAAGCAAUGACGAAAGGAAGUGAUCAAAGAUACUUAGGAGAUACGUCUAAGCUGAAGAUUGCACAGGGAGUUGUGGGAGCAGUUGCUGAUAAGGGGUCAGUGUUGAGGCUUGUACCGUACACCAUGCAAGCUGUGAAGCAAGGGUUCCAGGAUAUUGGUGCUUCUUCUUUGCAGUCCGCUCAUGAUUUAUUAAGAUCAAACACUCUGAGGCUUGAGGUACGAACAGGUGCUGCACAAGUUGAAGGUGGAAUACAUGGCUUGGUUUCUUAUGAGAAGAAAGCUUUUUAAAUGCUAAUUAUCUUCACCAAUUUUGACAUUUUACAACCACUCUAUCUUUGGAUGCCAAUUUUUCCAUUUGUACUUCUAUUGUUGUUUUUAGCAAAUUAGUCAGUACUUCAUUUUUUUUUUCAAUUCAUCAAAUUUCAUUAAAACAUUUAUGUUUGUAAGAAAUUCGAAAAGAAUUUGAAAAUUUAAUCUGAUGACCUGAUAUGUAACAAACAUUCUGUACUAUUAUGUGUCAUGUUUUAUUUGUAGAUUUA
Messenger RNA from Mercurialis annua (annual mercury), 2002 nucleotides. RefSeq names its product inosine-5'-monophosphate dehydrogenase 2-like. Gene Ontology annotation, cellular component: cytoplasm. Gene Ontology annotation, biological process: GTP biosynthetic process. The record is from RefSeq and is a predicted model, not a curated record. Lineage: Eukaryota; Viridiplantae; Streptophyta; Magnoliopsida; Malpighiales; Euphorbiaceae. Gene Ontology annotation, molecular function: IMP dehydrogenase activity. The transcript is spliced from 6 exons. The coding region runs from base 252 to 1751 and encodes 499 amino acids.